This is a messenger RNA of Saxophila tyrrhenica, 1686 nucleotides long. RefSeq names its product mitochondrial 2-methylisocitrate lyase (gene ICL2). The record is from RefSeq and is a predicted model, not a curated record. Lineage: Eukaryota; Fungi; Ascomycota; Dothideomycetes; Mycosphaerellales; Extremaceae. Gene Ontology annotation, molecular function: isocitrate lyase activity; methylisocitrate lyase activity. Gene Ontology annotation, cellular component: mitochondrial matrix. The transcript has a single exon. The coding region runs from base 1 to 1686 and encodes 561 amino acids.
AUGUCUAGCGCACUUCCUCCCGUCGAGCCAGCGAUAUCAGCCACCCAGCCGACAGACUCAUUCCAACUCCUGCCCGAAUCGCAGAAACAGGGCACAGCCGAGGACGAGAUAUUCGGCCAGCAAGUACAACAGGUCAAAGACUGGUGGGCGAGUCCCAGGUACAAGGGCAUCAAGAGGCCAUACAGCCCGGAAGAUGUCGUUAGCAAACGAGGAACCCUGCAGCAGGUGUACCCUUCCAACCUGAUGGCCCGGAAGCUAUUCAACCUGCUCGAGGAGAGGGCAAGUCAAGGGCAGCCAGUACACACUAUGGGUGCCAUAGAUCCAGUCCAGAUGACGCAGCAGGCGCCACACCAGGAGAUUCUGUAUGUCUCUGGGUGGGCUUGUUCCUCUGUUCUGACCACGACGAAUGAAGUGUCGCCUGACUUUGGCGACUAUCCAUACAAUACGGUACCGAACCAGGUCCAGCGACUGUUCAAAGCGCAGCAACUACACGACCGCAAGCACUUUGACCAGAGGAGAGCCAUGAGCGCGGAGCACCGUGCGAGCACGCCUUACGUGGACUACCUCCGACCUAUUGUCGCAGAUGGUGACACCGGCCACGGCGGUCUCAGUGCAGUCUUGAAGCUUGCGAAGCUGUUCGCGGAGAACGGAGCGGCUGCUGUGCAUUUCGAGGACCAACUACAUGGUGGCAAGAAGUGCGGACAUCUUGCUGGCAAGGUGCUAGUGCCGAUGGGCGAUCACGUCAAUCGCUUGGUCGCCGCGCGCUUUCAAUGGGACACCAUGGGCUCAGAGAACCUUGUCAUUGCUCGCACAGAUGCGGAAAGCGGCAAGCUUAUCAGCAGCGCAAUCGAUGCUCGCGACCACGAGUACAUUCUGGGUGUGACCGAGGAAGUCGAGCCACUAGCCGAAACGCUGCAAGUGAUGGAGAUGGAGGGCGCAACAGCCGAUGAGGUCAACAAAUUCGAGGCAAACUGGGUGAAGCAGCACAAGAUGGUGACUUUUGACCAAGCAGCCGAAGCGCACAUCAAGAGCGCCGGAAAGGACGCCUCAUCCUACUUAUCCGAGACCCAGAAGAACCGAAACAUGCCUCUGCACAAACGUCGAAAGCUGGCCGCCGAUGUCGCAGGCAGCCCAGUCACGUUCAGCUGGGACAUUCCUCGCACCCGAGAAGGCUUCUACCACUACAAGGCCGGCAUAGGCGCCGCGACGAAGCGCGCGAUCGAGUUUGCACCUUAUGCUGAUCUGCUCUGGCUCGAGACGGCCGAUCCGUCGGUCAAAGAGGCCGCCAGCUUCGCGAAAGAGAUUCACGAUGCUCACCCCAACAAGAAACUCGUAUACAACCUGUCACCAUCCUUCAACUGGUCCGCCCACGGCUUCUCGGAGGCAGAGUUGAAGAACUUCAUAUGGGAUCUUGGGAAGCAUGGCUUCGUGCUGCAGCUCAUCAGUCUAGCUGGCCUACACAGCACGGCGACCAUCACAAACGAAUUGGCGAAAGCCUACAAGACCGACGGCAUGAAGGCGUACGUCGACCUCGUGCAGAAGAGGGAGAAGGAGAAUGGAUGCGAUGUGCUGACGCACCAGAAAUGGAGCGGCGCCACCUACAUGGACGGCAUCAUCGGCGCGAUCCAAGCUGGCAGUUCUGGAAGCAAGUCAAUGGGCGAGGGAAAUACUGAAGGUCAAUUCUGA